Messenger RNA from Ziziphus jujuba (common jujube), 2151 nucleotides. RefSeq names its product F-box/LRR-repeat protein 12. Gene Ontology annotation, biological process: SCF-dependent proteasomal ubiquitin-dependent protein catabolic process. Gene Ontology annotation, molecular function: protein binding. Gene Ontology annotation, cellular component: SCF ubiquitin ligase complex. The record is from RefSeq and is a predicted model, not a curated record. NCBI's taxonomy places the organism in Eukaryota, Viridiplantae, Streptophyta, Magnoliopsida, Rosales, Rhamnaceae. Bases 703 to 1875 code for a protein of 390 amino acids. The transcript has 3 exons.
AACUGAAAGGAAAAAGAGCUAUUUAUUUAUUUACUAUUAUUAUUAUUAUCAUUAUUAUUUUUGUUUUUUCAAAUAAAGGGAAAAGAGUGGAGAAGACAAGCUGUUCGUUGCUGUCACUCUUGCGGGGAAGUAACGAAUAUUCCUACGAAAGAUUUGGUCAUCAAAACCAGUCGAUCGGAUUGGCCGAGACUGAUUUCUUUUCGACAAUAAUAAUGGGUUCCGAAGGUUUCCCCUGAUCGUCGGAGAGGAUGUCCCAAGCCGACGUCUCAUACUGGACUGAGGAUUGCUCCAAUUUGCAACCUACACUUUGGCAUCUGGGUAGGGAAUUGGUUGAGUAUCCUUAAACCUGUUGUGGGUCUUGUGGAUACCCUCUGAACCUAACAUCUUCCAAUCGUAUCACCUCAGGCAUAGGCUCUGAAUAUCAGAAAUCAAUAAAAAAAGGUUUGAUUUCCUUUCUAUCAGUUGAUCUCAGUCGAUUCACACAGGUUGAUGAGGUAAACUGUUUACCUAUCUCAUGGGGUCGUUAUCGUUCAAAAACGAAACUUCUCUGUCGUAAAUGUGGGGCUCAUAUUGGCUAUGGGUAUGGAGAUUCACCUGCACUAUGUGGCUUUGACUCUCCUAAUUCAUCUACUUCAGCAUAUAAAAAAUUCACUGUAAAGAUCCGAGCACUGCAGCCUUCGGAAGAGUGCUAAGAAGGUUGACAUGGAAGACUCAUAUGGUAAUGGCCUAACCUCCAUUAUGCACCUGCCUGAUGAUUGUCUCUUCUUUAUUUUCCAACGGCUCAAUUGUACAACAGAUUGUGAAUCAUUUGGCUUGACCUGUCACCGCUGGCUUCAUAUACAAAACCUUAGCCGCCAUUCCUUACAAUUCCAGUGUUCCUUAAACCUACUCAACCCAUUGUCAUUGUUUAAUGCCCAUCAUGAUGCUAGCUCCUUCCAUCUACAAAGGCUGCUCACCCGCUUUCAGCAUCUGCAGUCUUUAUGUCUGUCUGGUUGCACGGAGCUACCUGAUUCAGGCUUGACUCAGCUGCAACACUAUGGUUCAAAAUUGCAAACUCUUUAUCUGGAUUGCUGUUAUUGUAUCACUGAUCUUGGAUUGUCUCUAGCUGCUACAAGUUGCCCAUUGUUAGUAGUUAUUAGUCUUUACCGGUGUCGUAUCACUGAUGUUGGUUUAGAAAGUUUGGCUUCUGCUUGCUCUGCUCUAAGGCAUGUAAACCUCUCUUACUGCUCGCUUAUUUCUGAUCAAGGGAUAAGAUCUCUUUCACAAGGAUGCCGUCAACUCCAGACAGUUAGAAUGGCUCAUUGUAUGGGGAUAACUGGUAAUGGCUUUAGAGGUUGUUCAUCAACGUUAGCUCAUAUAGAAGCUGAAUAUUGCAAGCUUGAAUCAGAAGGCAUAGAGGCAAUGGUCAGUGGUGGUGGAAUAGAGUAUUUGGACUUUUCUGCCAUAGGUGGGUGUUUUCGUGGAGAUGGUUUCUCAGGAAUUGGAACAGGAUUUGCAUCAAGACUUAAAAUCCUAAACCUUCGGAUGUGCAGAACAGUCGGUGAUGAAUCCAUUAUGGCAAUUGCAAAAGGGUGUCUGCAACUUCAAGAAUGGAACUUAGCAUUAUGCCAUGAAAUAAGAACAACAGGAUGGGAGUGUAUUGGGAUCAAUUGUCAAAAUUUAGAGAAGCUUCAUGUGAACCGAUGUCGGAACUUAUGUGACCUUGGGCUGCAGGCUUUGCGAAAUGGGUGCCAAAGGCUCUCUGUUUUGUACAUGAGCCAUUGUUCUAAGAUAACUAUGACAGCAAUAGAAUUGUUCAAAUUUUAUAGGUUUGAUGUUGAUAUCAGAGAAGAGGAAGUAAUGUGUAUAGGGCCUAAGUUGGCAUUUAGAUUUUAAUGGUGAUGGAAAUAUAUUCUUCAACUUGGUUCACAUGAACAGGUAAGCAUUCUGGAGAUUGAACUUUCUGGACGCUUAUAAUUCUUGAGAUUAUUUAUACCAUGUUUGUUUGAAGCAUUGGUAAUUAUUAAUUGGAACUCCUAAAAUUUCAAAUAUUUAUGAGAUCUCUCUUGCAGGCUUACUGCCUUUCGGUUGUGCUACAUAUAAUUCAUAGUGAGUGUUCUGUAGAGCACAUACCAAAAUGAGGACAGUGAAUAAAGACUUUUAUUCAAAUAA